This is a messenger RNA of Helianthus annuus (common sunflower), 989 nucleotides long. RefSeq names its product ADP-ribosylation factor-like protein 8a. Gene Ontology annotation, molecular function: GTPase activity; GTP binding. The record is from RefSeq and is a predicted model, not a curated record. The transcript is spliced from 7 exons. Gene Ontology annotation, biological process: protein transport. Bases 198 to 752 code for a protein of 184 amino acids. NCBI's taxonomy places the organism in Eukaryota, Viridiplantae, Streptophyta, Magnoliopsida, Asterales, Asteraceae.
GUGUUUUAUCAAACGGGUAUCCCAUCGCAUCCAGCGCACGUUCCCUCCACGCAGCCAGGUGUAUCGAUUCAUCAUUCAACGUGCGUCCCACGCGCGCUACUCUGGCGUCCCACAAAGCGGCUCAAUUAUCAUUGGUCCACGGCAAUCAGUUUGAAGAAGAAUUCACGAGUCAAACUUCAAUUUUCACCGGUCUCUUCAUGGGUUUAUGGGAAGCUUUUCUCAACUGGCUUCGAAGCCUCUUUUUCAAGCAAGAAAUGGAGCUUUCUCUGAUAGGGCUCCAGAAUGCAGGGAAGACAUCGCUUGUUAACGUUGUUGCCACUGGUGGAUAUAGUGAAGAUAUGAUCCCUACAGUGGGAUUCAAUAUGCGAAAGGUAACGAAAGGAAACGUAACAAUAAAGCUAUGGGAUCUUGGUGGUCAGCCCCGAUUUCGCAGCAUGUGGGAGCGAUAUUGCCGCGCGGUUUCUGCCAUUGUGUAUGUUGUUGAUGCUGCGGAUCAGGAUAACUUGAGCAUAUCAAAGAGUGAACUUCAUGAUCUGCUAAGCAAGCCAUCGUUGAGUGGAAUACCUUUGCUUGUUUUGGGAAACAAAAUCGACAAGGAGGGUGCCCUCUCUAAGCAAGCCUUAACCGAUCAGAUGGAUCUGAAAUCGAUCACGGAUAGAGAAGUGUGCUGCUAUAUGAUCUCGUGCAAGAACUCAACAAACAUCGACUCGGUCAUUGAUUGGCUCAUCAAGCAUUCCAAAUCCAAAAGUUAAACGUGUGUUUGAAUCAUAUUUGUUGUCAUUGAGUUGGGGGUUUGCUAAUCUUGAUCUACUAAUGAAACGGAGUAUCUGUCGCCAUUUUUCAUGUUUCUUCUUCUUCUUCUUCUUCUUCUUCUUCUCAGCAGCUGUGUAUUAAUUGUUUUGUGAAAAGUUUCCAUGUAUAGACUUGAUGAAUUACUGAAUUUAUUUGUUGGGAUUUAAAAAGAUAUAUAUUUUUUUUUGUACUUUUCA